UUCCAAUGGUGGCGAGGAGGAUAAAUAUAAAGCUUGCUCAGGGGGACUUGAAGCUGUGCAGGGGUAAUUUGUGUUGCUAUGUGCGGCGUCGGACCGAGGUUUUUGGAGGCACUGACCGGAGCUCCACAUUCAGCGUCCGGGAGCUUCUAGUCCAGCGUGGAGCAGGACUCUGCUUUAGACAGACUGCCUUCUCCAGAAUAUGCCUUGUCUCCAUGGUAACAGGCCUGAGGCAGACCCAGAAAAACAUUGGGCCAAACUAGUUCCUACCUGAUCCUGGAUUGUACCGAAGAGGAGUUCAACCAAAAAGAAAGGGGGAAAAAAAGAAAAGAAAAAUCCAAUUAAUGAUUCCCUGAUGUGUUAUUUUUCCAAUUUUCUCCUUGUAUUCAAAAUAUUUUGCCAAUUAGAGUGCAUUCCCAGGACCCAGAAUGCCUGAAAUCAUGCCUGAAAAUGUGCAUCUGUUUUAACUUGUUUUAAUUUUAGAAAAUAUUACUUUAAAAAAUAACUUUUUGGGUCACGAUGUAAAGGACUCUCUGCACUACUUACAUGGUUUCUUAAAACCAAGAGGUGAAAAGCUGCUUGCUGUAAUUCAACAUUUCCCCUGGAUUAUUAUGUCAGGGAUUUACUCAUUGUCAAUUAAGGAAUCUUAAACUGGGCAGCAACAGUCCCAAACUGGUCUGCCCUACACCAGGACCAGGAUGCACCAGCUGUUCAGCCAGGUGCUGGGUCAGAGGGACCUCUCCAGAGCAGGGGAUUUGUUCUCUCUGGAGGACACAGAGAUUGAAGACUGCCUGUCACAAGCUCUGGACCAGAUCAAGGCCAUCUCCUGCUCACCGGACUAUUUGACCAAUGACAACGACCAGGCGGUGGUGGAAAUUUGCAUAACACGCAUCACCACGGCCAUAAGGGAGACGGGCUCCAUCGAGCGACACAGCAUGGCACUGGUGGGACUGUGGGAGUCUUGUCUGGAACAUAACCUCACCCCGCAAGGUGAAAAUACAGAGGACACGCCGCAUGCCAAGAUAGCCUCAGACAUCACCAGCUGUAUCCUGCAGAAUUACAGUUGUCCGUCGGUCAUGGUGCUGGCCGUCCCUGUAGCGGUGCGGUUCCUGCAGAGAGGGAACAGGGAGCUGAGCAGGAACAUGUCCAGUUAUCUCUCCCUGGCUGCUAUAGCCAAGGCUGACCUGUUGGCUGAACACACAGAGGCCAUAACACUCAGCGUGCUGGGAGGUAACCACAUGCUGUUGCGAGUGUUGCCAUCAGUUUACCCCAGACAACCAGACACCAUCCACCGUCACCUAGGCAACCUCACCGCAAUGAUGUCACAGCUGGAGUCCCCAGAGCAACAACACCUGAUCAGACUCAUUCAGAUGGUUGCAGAACAACAUCCGCUUAUGUUAAGCCCUCAGGUGCCUGCGUUGGUUGGUUACCUAGGUGACCAGUCUCUAACUGAGGCCCUGCUGGGCGCGCUCGUGGACGUGUCUCAGGCCAGCCCUUCCUCACUGGUCAACUUCCUGCCGGCGCUGAGGAUUGUGGGACAGCAGUGCCCCGCUCUCCUGGGUCAUGUGGCCAGAAUCCACGGGUCGGUCGGCAUCAUUAGUGAGACUCAUGCUCACAGCUCAUUGGUCUACCUGGUGUCCCUCCUGGGCAGCAUGGAGCACAGCUUUCACCACACGCUGCUGCUGGAGAUCAGAGGUCUGACUGACCGUUACCCGUCUGUACUGGGUGGCUGCGGCAAAGACAUCUACAGGAUGAGCAACUCCUUUACUGCUAUAGCCAGACUGCUGGGGAGACGGCUGGAAGAGAGCAUGGCCACACACUGCAGGUUGGACGAGGCGUGCCCACCAUCUCCCUGUGCGUCUCUUCCAGGAGGAGGAGGAGGAGGAGGAGGAGGAGGUGGCAGAGGAGGGGUGUCAGAGCAGCAGCUGCAGGUGAAGAUUCAGGCCUUCGAGGAGAAAAUGGGGGAAGAGGAGGGAGAAGAGGAGGCGGGGGAGGACUCUCCUGCCCCCCUGCGACGCUACAGCCUGAGCCAAGCUGUCAGGGACGAGAGACGAGAGAUGAGAUUCAACAGGUCAAAGAGCCUGGCUCUCCACGCUGUGCGCUCACGCUCCAUCAACUCAGACACCGGGGAGGACGGUGACGGAGUGGAGCUGAGUCCAGACAACAUCUUCUCUAACGCUUUGCCUAAUCAGCACUCAGAAAACCAGGAAGCACCACCUGCCGACAGGAAACCGACCGGUGACGGCUCCCCGUCCGGCUCUGCUGCCCCUGACAGAGGGGUCAAAGAGGCAGAGAGAGGUGAAAGCCGAGAGACGGAUGGAGAGAAGGAGGAGCAGGGGGAAACUGACAGACUCUUCCUCCAUUUAAGAGACAAUAUGGAGGUGAUCAGAGAGUUCUGUAAAGACAUGGCGCAGCAGGUCCCCACACCAGAGCAGUGCGUGAUAGAAGAUUCAAAUCGAGGCUGCGUGGCCAAGCUCUCAUUCUCUUGUCCUCUGAAGGGCCACUACUGCCUGUACGCCAAGUCCUGUUUCUACCUGACCAGCCGACAGCCUCAUCUCUGGAUUCACAUCAUGCUGCUGCAUCUACAGAGUAAGUCCAGUGUCCCCCUGUGCUCCAGGGACCAGUGUGUCCAGAGACUGGCUUCUCUCUGGGAGAAAACGCAGCUAAAAGGAGCUCAUAGUUUUCCCAUGGCUAUGACACAGCACACCACCCCACACAGGAAGGACCUGGACAGCCUUCAGCUCCAGCUGGAGGAGGUGCGUUUCUUCGACCUGUUUGGAUACAGUGAGGAAGAAGGAAGCUGGCUCUGCUUCAUGUGUAACAACCCUGAGAAGGCCACAGUCGUGAACCAAGAGGGACAACCUCUGAUCGAGGGGAAGCUGAAGGAGAAGCAGGUCCGCUGGAAGUUCAUCAAGCGCUGGAAAACCCGCUACUUCACCUUGGCAGGAAACCAGCUACUCUUCCGGAGAGGCAAAUCGAAGGAUGAGCUGGAUGACAUCCCUAUUGAGCUGAGCAAGGUGCAAAGUGUCAAGGUUGUAGCCAAGAAGCGUCGGGAUCGGGGUCUGCCCCGGGCCUUUGAGAUCUUCACUGACAGUAAGACGUAUGUGCUGAAAGCUCAGGAUGAGAAACACGCAGAGGAGUGGCUGCAGUGCAUCAAUGUGGCCGUGGCUCAGGCCAGGGAGAGGGAGAACAGGGAGGCCACCACCUACCUGUGAGACCACCAACACAGAUAGAGAAGCGAACUCACACAUAUGCAGCCAAACUUUCGCUGUGUGAGGUUUUUGUUUCUAGUUGUGGGGCAUUUUUUAAGCAUUCAUAAACAACCAACCAGAGCUGUUAAAAGGAAAAUAUGGAGACUGUGAUAACCCUGAGGAAAAUAACACACAUAUAUACUGCCGGUAUAUACAUACACACUGCCAGUAGAACUUCAGUAGCACUAUAACUUCAUAUCUGCAUUUGGCGGUACACUAUCUUCAAUCUCAGAUGAUGGAGCACCUUUCAAAAUCAAUCAAAAUGACUCGUUAUGCAGUAUUUUUAUAGAAAUAUGACUUAUUCGGCCAGCAAUAAAAGACUCAUUAUAUGAAUUAUGGUUACAUAUUUAAUAUACUUAAUGUUACCACCAUGGACCUGUUUAUGAUGAGACAUAUAUACAUCUGUGGACCAUCAUUAGUACUUAUAAUGAAUGUUACAUUAAAUAAGUGUUAAAGACUGACUGGAUCAUUCAGUAUGAAAAUCUGAACUUGUACUGCUUGAACCCGGAGACUGCUGUGAGCUUCAGCAACCAAUCAAAACCAGCACCUACAGAAACUUGGGAUUUCUGGAUUUAAUGAUACGUGAUGAUUGAGAUGUGUUUGAGUCCAGACUAGUAUUUAGCAAUAAAGACUUAACAGACCUCAUAAAGACUUGUAGCAAUAAUGAGACUGAACAGUCGCUCUUGAGAGCAGGAAGGAUGAAGAGGAGCCUAAUGGACAGCAGAUGGGAAGGACAUUCAAUACUGGAAUUGUGUGUGUGUGUGUGCGUGUGUGUGUGCGUGUGUGUGUGUGCGUGUGUGUGAUUGUAGACAUAGUCUUUAAAGGAAUAGUUCAACAUUUCAAGAAAUAUGUCUAUUCACUUUCCUGCCAAGAGUUAGAUGAGAAGAUCGCAAAUCAGUACAAAGAAAGUUUCAAAAUCUUCUGGCACAUUUCCUAAAAUGUUUAAUUAUCCCUUUAAUAUGCAUAUUGUUUUUUGUGUAAUAUGGAUGUACAUAUUUAAGCCAGUGUUUUUUAAAUAAUUUUGUAUCAUGUAUCUUCUGUAUUUUUUACUUAUACUGUAUUUUUCAUCACUAACAAAACUUUUUUCCCCCAAAGUCAGUAGGCGACAGCUUGAGUUGCGUUACUUUAGAAUCGAAAUGUUUCAUCCAACACAUUCAAAGAAAAUAUUUUUUCUCUUUCUGCUCUUUUACAAACAAGCCCCUUAAGAAUCUGUGCAAUGGUCAGCUUUCUUUUCUUUUGCAAUCUCAGUGCUGUAUAGACUGGGCUAUUUUUGGCUUUCCCGAAUGAGAAACGUCUGCAGCAAUUCACUCCAUGUUUUAUGAGGAGUCCUGUCAGCCCAAUUGUUGCUUAAUAGUGGAGUUUAGACCACAGAUUUCUAAGAAAACACUGAAGUAAAUUAGUGGUUUCCUUGUGGUAUUAGAGACUGUGCCAGUUCAGUCAUUUUGAUUUAAGAUGAUUCAGUUAAAGGUUGUGUUUGGAUAGCCAGAGACUGAAGGUGAUCUCUCAUUGUAAAACAGACCUUUUCCAAAGGUUAGACUUUGAAACUUGUGUUUUUGGUGGUCUUUGGAUGAUGUGGACGUGGGGGUCUUACUGUUAAAAAAAAUAGAGCUCCAAUUCUUCCUCAGAUUUCCUGAUCCCGAUUUCCUCCUCUCCACUAACUCACAUCUAUACAACUUUCCACCUGAAAAAUCAGCCUAUGGCAAUGCCUGUGCAGAGCACUAUACCUCCCUUAUGUUACUCACUAACCACAGUGCAGAUGACAAAAUGUCUUGACCCAGUUAAGCUCAGAACUGCCAGCACCAGACAAAUGUUCACGGUCAGCCAUGGCAAAUCAAUUCUUUGGCCCAAUGUCUGAUUUUGCUCCUUAUCUGGAUCCACAUCUGAGGUGUGUGUUUGCCCACAGAUGAAUACAUAGCUCUCCUUUUUUGUCAUCAAAUGCUUUUGGUUACAUAUAUAUAUAUAUAGAAAAUGCAGUGUUUGGAAUUUUUGAAAAAUGCCUAAGGUUGUCUUAAUCUUAACUCGUGUGACAGCACAUUAUCUGUGGUCAUAGUUUGUCCUAAAGCUAAAACCCUGUUAGCUAUGCUAAAAGUUAGUCAUAACACUGCUUUUCCUGCUGUGUCAGGUUACCAGUGUUUGUACUUUUAGCUGUGCCGCCGCCCUUUACGCAGCAGAGCUGACCUGCAUCUGCUUACGCAUAAUAUUGUUUACAUCCUGCCUUUCCAUCACAUGAUUCCCCCUUUUAUUUUAGAAUAAUGACCUACAUACACGGCUGGCUCCAGGCAUAGCAAUGCUGAUUUGCCAGUCUAAUUGAAAUAUCUCAAAAUAUAUUGGAUGGACAUUCGUUGUCGUCAGAGGAUGAAUAUUACUGACUUUGAUGAUCCCUCACAACCCACAAGGGAUAAGUGGUAACAUUUGAUCUAGUGUCAGGUUUAGUUGCUGUUAGAAACUGCUAUUCACAAACUGUCACCUUAACUGUAUACUAUACACACAUAUUAUUUGACUGUAGUGGCUGGAAAGCAAAUGGUAAAUCUACUGCCACUCUUAUAAUUCAGUAAAAUUCAUGUCCUCUGCCAUACACUCUACUGUAAAUUAGUAACUUUACCCCUUUAGUUGCACAGUGUUGAUUUCUUGGUGUUUGAAGUGAAUGUCUGAUCAUAUGAAUGUCAAAGUUUUCUAAAAGUAACAAUGUGAACAUUGUCUGCUGUCGUGCUGCCAAGUUGGCCUUGAUUCCAAGCCUCUGGGGCCAUCUGGGGAUAUCUUUAGCCAAACAAGCUAUUGUUUUUGAGUAAUUUCCUCUUAAUUAAUUGCAUUUGUAGGCAGCUGCAUAAGUAGACUGGAGGAUAUAUUAUCUAUCUAUCUAUCUAUCUAUCUAUCUAUCUAUCUAUCUAUCUAUCUAUCUAUCUUCAUUCAUUCAUUUGUUUGUCUCAGAUUGGAGAAUACUGAGCUGUGACUUCUCACAUCUCUUUAAAGCACAAUGAGAUUACAGUAUAUUCACAGUUUUGAGAGCAGAUAUUGGGAUGAAAACUGCUGUAGAUUUCAAUAGUCACACACAGACUGUGUGUACGUGAAUAUGAUUGACUCAAGUAUUAAAGUUUCUGAAUGUAUAAAAAGCAUUUUUGAGCAUUAUUGAUUAAUAUCAGCCUUGUGUAAAGAAUAAUAGGAAAGAUUAGAUUUGUUUUGUUGUUUUCAUUUUUUUUUUAAAUUUUAUGUGAUUUUUGAUAUAAGGUCAAUAUUUAUUUUUUACAACUGCUACUGUAACACGUCAUGUCUGAGAGGACUACUGAUACACUGAAUGACAGAUUUUCUGUAUUCCCUUCCUUUUUCCCUUGUUUUUAUAUCACUAUUAAUUAAUGCUGUAUUUUAUCAACAGUUAAACUGGUAUUCUUAUGGAGUCUAUAUUUGCCUGUUGCACCUUUUGCAUGCCUGACACUGCUGCUUCGGCUUUUUUUCCAGACAGAAUUGUACAAUAAAUCUUUACCAGUGAAAGCAGCGA
Lates calcarifer (barramundi perch) is the source of this 6741-nucleotide messenger RNA. It is a transcript of the gene veph1, whose product is annotated as ventricular zone expressed PH domain-containing 1. The record is from RefSeq and is a predicted model, not a curated record. Gene Ontology annotation, cellular component: plasma membrane. Gene Ontology annotation, molecular function: phosphatidylinositol-5-phosphate binding. Gene Ontology annotation, biological process: regulation of signal transduction. NCBI's taxonomy places the organism in Eukaryota, Metazoa, Chordata, Actinopteri, Centropomidae. The transcript has 15 exons. Bases 696 to 3212 code for a protein of 838 amino acids.